CAUUCAUCUGUCAAAUGGGCAUCGCGUAUAUGAGUUGAAGCAUCGAUUGCAGCAUCAAGCAAGGUUCGAGACAGACAAAAACGUGAUCGGUACUCUAGCUACAUCGUAUACGGGACCAACCAGUAACAACCUGGGAUACCUAGGAAGCAUAGGGCGAACGAACGACAUUGAAGCUUUAACAAGCCUUCAAGCUUCCACUCUCGAGCCACUCUUUCCCUUCCGCUCCUGCGGCAAUUCCCACUUUACACCUAACAAAUAGAUCAUGGCUACUUUCCUGGGUAGGUGCCGCUAAAUAGUUAAGGGUUCAGCUGAACAAGCUUCAUUGGCUUCUCCAUAGAUAUGGCUUGGUCAGAUGCUUGUGUUAUCCAGCGAGGAUAGCCUUGUAAGCUUUCGAGGCCGGCUCUUUCGUCAUUUGCAUAUUUGGACAUGGGUUUAUGAAUCUUUUGUGAAUCUUUAUAAAAACAAGCAAGGCUGACGAAAUUCGAGGUGGAAGAAAACAAGAGUAAAUAUGACAACACCACGUCUGCCAACUGUAGAUGAUCUACCAAGGAAUCUAUUAUGUGAUAUCCUGCCAUCAAAAGAUGGAAAGAACACCAACAUCUUGAUUCUGCUUCAUGGUUUGGGGGACACGAAGAAUGGAUUCACACAGCUUGCCAAAAACCUAUCUCUGCCUCAAACUGCCUCUUUAAUUCCUCAAGCUCCAACUCCAAUCCCCGCCCUCAUAACUGGUUCCGACCUACCUUCUUUUCAUUGGGCACGCGAUCUCGAAUUCGACUCUACGACUGGUUCUCUAGAUCUCGAUGCUGAUCUCACACCCUCCAUCGCACUUCUGACUUCUAUGAUUGAGAUGCUUAUGAAAUCAUGUAAUUAUUCACCAAGAAAUAUAUUUCUCUUGGGAUUUGGACAAGGAGGCAUGUUGGCUCUUUCGACUCUUGCACAAACUAGUUCUUCAUACCUAAAAGAUGUGGAAUUAGGAGGCGCGAUUUCAAUUGGCGGACGACUCCCUUCCUCUUUUUCUCCGUCUUCAAGUUCAGCGACAAGCCAAAAAGAUAACAAGGGAAGAGUCAAAACCCCAAUUCUGGUAGCGGGCGGGAACAGAAAGUCGGAAAUAACAAGCACCGCGUUGGAAAAGGUAAAGAGUACAUUCGCGGAAGUAGAAUAUGUGAAAUGGGAGAGAGAAGGUGACGGAAUGAUGAGGGGGAGGGAGGAGGUACUGCCACUAAUGAGAUUCUGGGGUAGGAGGUUGAAGAUGGGGGCUCCGGAGGGGAUGACAGAGGUUUGAUGUGGAUAGAAGAGGUGAGGAGGCAUGACGAUAGAUGAGGGAGUUAUGGGUUCAGCCCCAGUAGGUUUGGCCGUCAAUCAUACUCAGGUUUUGAUUUCAAGACCCCGAGUCUUGAUAUUGCCGGCGGCAUAUUUCUGUGGCACAACAACACGCUGCAGAGAGUUCUGUAUAGAUGUUUUACCACGUCUCCAUGCUCAUCUUUGUUUGCCCAGAUAUGAGGUUAUUUUCGUCAUGGAUGACUCAGGAUUUGGUCUGGGUGAGGGUAUUGGAGGGGGAUCUAUUUUCUGUUUGAAGCUAGGAAAUAGAAUAAUCUAGAGACAAUCUGUUUCAAAUGGCAAUUUGAGAAUGCUUAGAGAUACUACCGUGGUAUAUAACUUGAUUGAGUGUGCUUCCAU
This is a messenger RNA of Botrytis byssoidea, 1677 nucleotides long. RefSeq lists its product as uncharacterized. Gene Ontology annotation, biological process: protein depalmitoylation. Bases 509 to 1282 code for a protein of 257 amino acids. Gene Ontology annotation, molecular function: palmitoyl-(protein) hydrolase activity; carboxylic ester hydrolase activity. Lineage: Eukaryota; Fungi; Ascomycota; Leotiomycetes; Helotiales; Sclerotiniaceae. The transcript has 3 exons. The record is from RefSeq and is a predicted model, not a curated record. Gene Ontology annotation, cellular component: cytoplasm.